Medicago truncatula (barrel medic) is the source of this 2541-nucleotide messenger RNA. RefSeq names its product lysine-specific demethylase JMJ25. The transcript is spliced from 11 exons. Gene Ontology annotation, molecular function: histone H3K9 demethylase activity; chromatin DNA binding; transcription coregulator activity. Gene Ontology annotation, biological process: regulation of transcription by RNA polymerase II. The record is from RefSeq and is a predicted model, not a curated record. Gene Ontology annotation, cellular component: chromatin; histone deacetylase complex. NCBI's taxonomy places the organism in Eukaryota, Viridiplantae, Streptophyta, Magnoliopsida, Fabales, Fabaceae. Bases 1 to 2337 code for a protein of 778 amino acids.
AUGAGUAAUGUAGAGAAGAAGGAGGCUUUAAGGAGAAUGUUAGAGAAUGAUGAAGAAACUGAUAAAGAUCCUUCUUCUGCUGAUCUGAGAAAGAAACGUGGCAGAAAGAAAAAAGUGAAGAUGGAAACAGAAAAUGUUGUGAAGAAGAAAGAAAAACGUGGUAGGAAAAGGAAGACAACAAUUUCUGAUGAAAAUAAUGCUGCCAAAGAGAAGAAGAAGAAGAAGAAGAAGAAGAAGAAAGAAAAUUGUGGUAGGAAGAGAGAGAUAAUAUUUAGUUCUGAAGCUGUAAAAAAGGAGGAAAAUGGUGGUUUUGUGAAGAAGGAGAAGAAGGAGACUAGGAACAAGAAAGAAAGCAACAAUGAUCAUGACAUUGAAGCUUCCAAGUAUAUGCUGGAAUACCUUCUUCCAUAUUUAAGACAAUUAGAUCUAGAACAAAUGGCUGAGAUGGAAAUAGAAGCCAGACUACAAGGGCUCUCAUCACUCUCUGAGCUAAAGAUAAAAGGAGCAUAUUGCUCUAAAGAUGAGUGUGCUUACUGUGACAACUGCCAGAGCUCGAUAUUUGACUACCACCGAAGUUGUGCAAAAUGCUCUUUUGACCUUUGUCUUCGCUGUUGCUAUGAGCUUCGUCGUGGGGAGCUUCAUGGUGAUACUGGUCCAAUUGAGUUUGAGUUAAUCAACCGAGGGCAAGAUUAUCUGCAUGGUGAGAUAAUAAUCGGAGAAAAUGAAUCUCAUACUGCCGCCCAGCCUGAGAUUCUGGAACGGUCAAAAUCUGAGUGGCAUGUAGGCAGUGAUGGUAACAUUCGCUGUCCAAAAGCCAAUAAUGAAGAUGAUCAUGGUUUCCUUGAGCUGAGACGAAUGUUACCGCCAAAUUGCAUCUCUGAGUUGGUAUGUAAAGCAAAACAACUUAAAGAAGCCGUUAAUCUCGAAGAUAUCGAGGAGUCUCUUGAUAAUGUUUGCUCUUGUUUGAAACCUGUUAAGAAGGAAGAUAAUAUACUGAAUAACACAGGGAAGGCGGCUUUUUGUGAAGAUUCCAGUGAAAACUUUUUAUACUGUCCUAAGGCUAUUGAUCUACAUAAUCACGAGAAGGAUUUAAGACAUUUUCAAUGGCACUGGAGAAAAGGUGAGCCUGUAAUUGUCAACAACGUUCUUGAAUCAAGUACAUCUGGUUUAAGCUGGGAACCGAUUCUCGCGUGGCGUGCAUUUCAUCAGAUAAGUGAUACCAAUGACAAUUCACUUUCGAAUGUGAAGGCAAUUGAUUGCUUAAAUUGGUGCCAGGGAGAUAUUAAAGUGGAUGAUUUCUUUACUGGGUAUACAAAUGGUCGCAAGGAUAAGCUUGAUUGGCCUCAGCUAUUGAAAUUGAAUGAUCGGCCUCCUUAUUUAUUCGAGAAAAAUUUGCCUCGCCAUUGCACCAAGUUCAUAUCCUCCUUGCCAUAUAAAGAAUAUACAGAUCCUUUCAAAGGGGAUCUUAACCUUGCUGCGAAGCUGCCUGAUAAUGUUCACGUGGGACCAAAAACAUAUAUUGCUUAUGGAUUUCAUCAGGAGCUUGGGCGGGGUGAUUCUGUGACUAAGCUACAUUGUGAUAUGUCUGAUGUAGUAAAUGUGUUGACUCAUGUUGCUAAAGUGGAACUGGAAACUGUGAGCAUUACUGCAAUUAAAAAAUUAACAGAAAAGCACCUUGAGCAAGACAAGAGGGAGCUACAUGGUGAUAAUCAAGAUGGAGAGACCAAUGUUGACAGGCUUGAUAAUCGGUCUUCUUCCGUAAUUGCUUCAGAUGAGAAAAAUAGCGUUGAUGUCGUGGAAAAUGGAAGUGGAUUGUGUGAUGCGAAGGUGGUUGAUUCAGUUCAUCAAGAAAAUAGUUUAGAUGGUGCUCACUGGGAUAUUUUUCGGAGAGAGGAUGUGCCGAAAUUGAAGGAAUAUCUGAAGAAGCAUUCUGGAGAGUUCAGGCAUAUCUAUUGUUCUCCUUUAAAGCAGGUUAUUCACCCCAUCCAUGAUCAGACGUUUUAUCUUACUAACAAUCAUAAGAAGAGGCUUAAAGAGGAGUAUGGAAUUGAGCCGUGGAGUUUUGUUCAGAAGCUAGGAGAUGCUGUUUUCAUUCCAGCUGGUUGUCCACAUCAAGUCAGAAAUCUGAAGUCGUGCACCAAGGUUGCACUUGAUUUUGUCUCUCCUGAAAAUGUCGGUGAAUGCUUCCGUUUGACAGAGGAAAUCCGUAAACUUCCAGUAAAUCACUAUUUCACAGAGGACAAAUUGCAGGUGAAGAAAAUGAUUAUACAUGCUAUGCUUGAUGUGGUAGAAAAGUUGGAGAAGGCAAGGUCUGAGGAAACCGAUGUUCCUUCGUAAUGUACCUGUGAGAGAUUGGAAACUUUUGUAAGUUGCUUAGUAUAUAAGGUGUGGUGAUCUUCAGUUCUUUGUAUUGCAACUGUAGGAAAUGUUCUGUAAUUUGUUCUAUCUGGCACACCUUGAUGAUAUUAUGUGGAAUUAUUGUAUAACUUCUCAUAUCACCAUACAUAGUGUGCUUAUUCUUGUGAUGGUUAGAUUUAUUGA